AUGAUAACUGAGUUCUCCCUUGUCACUGUGGUUUUGUUCAUUGCAAGUGGAGUGCUGCUUUUUAUUCUUCUGUUUUUGCUGGCAAAAAGACACAUUAUGAGAGUAGCUUUAAGGUCAGCCCGCAAACCUCAUGUAAGCAUCGGAGCAGAUGCACCAAAGGCUUUGAGGCAGAAAAUUCACCAGUACCUAGAGAUGACACAGAAAAUAUGUCAUGAACCAACUUUACUCUCAGAACAAGUGCAGAAUACAGCACAUUCCACAGAGAACCAUUACUACUAUCGCAUGAAAGCCUUGGACACAUUUACCAAUGCAGUGACUACACUUCAGUGGAGUGACUCCUCUGUGCCUCGCCGUGAAGCCAAGCAAACAAUUCAGAGAUACCUCUUCUGUUUAUGUCCUUCGGCAGUAGGAGGCAAGGAUGCAGCUGUCAUAGAAAAGUUUGCAAAAGCAUAUAUUCAUGCUAGACAUAGUCCUGCUAUGUUCGGUGAAAAUGAGUUCAUUAAAUACAUGGAACUAUUGGACAAGUUGAUCAGAUUAAUUAAGCUGGACCAGAGGAGACGGAGCAAGAAUAUAAAGGCUGUUGACUUAGAAGUUCAGAUUCGAAAAGGUUCCAAGGGAAGUGAAAUUGUUACACAUGCCAAAAAGUGUGAAAAUAUUCCCCUAGAGGAAAUAAGACACAGAGGAGCACAUGCAGAAUUACAAAACCAACAGCAUAUGAGGGAAAUCUCCAGUGGGUAUAGCAGCACUGAUAGAUCUAGCAGCCAGGGCAGUGCAGAGAGGCUCAUUUUGUGUGAAGAAAGAAAGCUUUAA
Molecule: messenger RNA, 810 nt
Organism: Candidula unifasciata
Lineage: Eukaryota; Metazoa; Mollusca; Gastropoda; Stylommatophora; Geomitridae
Source: the annotation of a GenBank genome assembly